Molecule: messenger RNA, 1825 nt
Organism: Pangasianodon hypophthalmus (striped catfish)
Lineage: Eukaryota; Metazoa; Chordata; Actinopteri; Siluriformes; Pangasiidae
Product: neuronal pentraxin-1
Exons: 5
Coding region: 90-1373 (427 amino acids)
Source: RefSeq, a predicted model, not a curated record
CCACAAUCUUCUUUCGCGCGUCAGGAUACGAGGAGGCUUAAAGGAGAGAACAAAACACACAACUGCUCACACCUACAUAGAAACCCAGAAUGGAGCGAGUCUCUUGGACACUUUUGCUACUUUCCUCCGCGGUGGUUUUGUCCGGAUCCGCGCAGGAGUUCGGCGCCACGCAGUUCGUGUGCACGUCGGUGCCGAAGGACGCGGACCUUUGCGCGGCCACGAUGCAGAACAGCGCGCCGGCGGAGGACCUGAAGAGCACCGUGCUGCAGCUCCGGGAGACCGUCCUGCAGCAGAAGGAGACCAUCAUGAGCCAGAAGGAGACCAUCCGAGAGCUGACGGGGAAGCUGAGCCGCUGCGAGGGCGCGCAGGAGGACGGAGGAGCCGCGCAGAAAGCCGGCGGACGCAGGAAGGAGCCGGGCAAGAACACCAUGGGGGACGUGUCCCGAACGCCCGGGGACACACUGGCGCAGCUCGGGCUCACUUUAGCCACGCUCAAACAGAGGCUGGAGAACCUGGAGCAGUACAGCCGGACGAACGGCUCGGUGCAGGCCAACAGUCUGAAGGAUCUACUGCAGAAUAAAAUCGAUGACAUGGAGAAGCAGGUUCUGUCCCGAGUCAACACGCUGGAGGAGAGUAAAGCAGGAACGAGUAACGACACGGAGCAGCGCAACCGCGUGGAGUCAACACUGAGCACACUACACCACCGAGUCACUGACCUGGAGAAAGGUCCUAAAGGCAGCAGACCCGGUGAUAAUUUCCAGCUGACGUUCCCGUUACGCACUAACUACAUGUACGCUAAAGUGAAGCGCAGUCUGCCGGAGAUGUACGCCUUCACGCUGUGCCUGUGGAUCAAAUCCAACGCCUCUCCCGGAGUGGGAACGCCGUUCUCCUACGCCGUGCCGGGACAGUCCAACGAGCUCGUGCUCAUCGAGUGGGGCAACAAUCCCAUGGAGAUCCUCAUCAACGACAAGGUCGCAAAACUGCCCUUCCUGAUAAACGACGGGAAAUGGCAUCACAUCUGCAUCACGUGGACGACACGUGACGGCGUUUGGGAAGCGUUUCAGGACGGCGUUCUGCGUGGAACCGGAGAGAACCUGGCUCCGUAUCAUCCCAUCAAACCCAACGGAGUUCUGGUCUUGGGCCAGGAACAGGACACGUUGGGCGGCGGAUUUGAUGCUACGCAGGCGUUUGUGGGCGAGCUGGCGAAUUUCAACGUGUGGGACAAGAAGCUGACGUCUGGCGAGAUCUACAACCUGGCAACCUGCAACAGCCGAGCACAAUCCGGCAACGUUCUGUCCUGGUCCGAGUCGAACAUCGACGUGUUCGGCGGCGCCACCAAGUGGAUUUUCGAGCCGUGCCGUCAGCUCAACUGAACUGCCAUGGAGAAACGAGAAAUAAAAAAAGAAAUAAUAAAUAAAAAACAGCGCCGAUCCGAGAUGCGAUAUUUCUAAAGCUUCUGUCCUUACUUGUCUUCAUUUUGACGUUGAUUUUAAAAAAAAAAACGAAAAAACAAGAACGGUACCUGAUGAACUGAAUAAGAGCACAGAUUUCUAUGAAUUCUUACAUAUUUGUGUGCGAAACAGAAAAAAAAUUCUUCUCAGUCUUGUCAGUCUUGAAAACUUUUUCCUGUCGUAUGUUUUGAAAACCGUAACACUGGCUUUGGUUUUUUGAACUUGGAUAUUUUUUUGUUUUUGUAUUCUUCUUCUCAAAUCGCACUCAGCUUUUUUUUUUUUUUAAAUUAGCUUUUUCUCGGUUUGUCUCGGAAAGGAAGCUGGAAAGACGUGUCAAAGAUUGAAAAAUUUUAAAAAAAGGAAAAAAAAAACGA